AUGGUGUCCGCGACGUAUCCUGACAGCACAAACGGCCAUGCCUAUGGACACGCCUCCAAUGGGGUUCAUGCAAAUGGCCUCAGCAGUGGUGUUCACCGCAGAGCAGACGGAUCUCUGGACGUCAGAGUACUGGGAUUGAACAGUGGCACUGCAAUGGAUGGCAUCGAUUGCGCCCUAGUGCAUUACCGGCAGUCGUCGCCUACGGCGCCACUGCAUAUGAAUAUACUCAAGUAUGACGAGAUACCUGUGCCGCAAUGGAUCAAGAAACCCGUCCUCAAGAUGCUUCGCGAAACAAAAACGACACCGUCUCUUAUGUCUCAGCUCAACGUUCAGCUGGGUGUCAUGUUCGGCGAGGCCGUUAAAAUCUUUUGCGACAAGCACGACAUCGCUAUGGAUAGUAUCGACCUCAUCGGAUCACAUGGGCAGACAAUCUGGCUUCUCUCGAUGCCCAAAGAGGGAGAAACGCAGUCGGCCUUUUGUCUGGGUGAAGGCACCGUCAUUUCCGCCAUGACUGGCAUAACGACAGUCACCGAUUUCAGAAUGGCGGAGCAAGCUGUUGGUCGCCAAGGAGCCCCUCUGGUGGCUCUCAUUGACGGUCUCCUUCUCCAUCACCCGACGAAGCUUCGAGUGUGCCAGAACAUUGGCGGUAUAGCCAACCUCUGCAUUAUACCUCCAGACUCUGAGGGCGGUGUUGAUGCUAUGAUCGAUUGGGAUUGCGGACCAGGCAAUAUGUUUAUCGAUGCAGCAAUGCGAUACUUCACCAAUGGGAAGAUGGAGUACGAUAAAGACGGCGAAUGGGGGGCACGCGGUACAGUCAGCCAAAGCGUUGUUGAUCGCUUCUUGAGAGACAACGCAUAUGUCAAUCACCCACCGCCCAAAACGACGGGUCGAGAGACGUUCGGAGACGGGGAAGCACAGCAGCUGAUUGACGAGUGUUUGUCGUUGGGGCUCAGCAAAUAUGACACCCUUGCCACCAUCACCCGGAUCACGGCACAGAACAUCGUCAAGCAAUACCGUACAUUCUUCCCGCGGCAUAACAAGAUCGGCGAGAUCUUCAUGUGCGGAGGCGGUGCGAGAAACCCCAACAUCAUCAAUUAUCUGCGGCAGGAACUUCCCAACACCCGAAUCCUGAAGUUGGACGAGACCGGGGUGCCUUCCGAUGCCAAGGAAGCAGUGUCCUUUGCUCAACAAGCGCUGGAAGCUAUCCUUGGAAGAGCUGCUUUAGUUCCGAUCAACAGCGACACACUGACGCCGAACACCAUCUCCGGCAAGAUCGCGCCUGGUCUGAGAUGGAGAGAGAUCAUGUUUCAAGCUAUCAACUUCGGACGUGGUGAGCCUCUGCCGACGGUCAAGGAGAUGGUGGUUGACAGGAAGUACACUGAUUGGAAACCUUGA
Coniosporium apollinis CBS 100218 is the source of this 1395-nucleotide messenger RNA. RefSeq names its product anhydro-N-acetylmuramic acid kinase. The coding region runs from base 1 to 1395 and encodes 464 amino acids. Gene Ontology annotation, biological process: amino sugar metabolic process; peptidoglycan turnover. Gene Ontology annotation, molecular function: phosphotransferase activity, alcohol group as acceptor; ATP binding. Lineage: Eukaryota; Fungi; Ascomycota; Dothideomycetes. The record is from RefSeq and is a predicted model, not a curated record. The transcript is spliced from 2 exons.